UCAGAGCAGAAUAGAUUAGGAUGCAGCCAGUCUGGGCAUCAUUGGUCCUUUAUGCUUCUCUAGUGUCCGAGAGCCAGCACUCUCCAAACAACACAAUCUGCAGAGGGAGCAGGAGGUGCAGAAUCCACACUGGGGUGAAAUCAGCCGGUAUUAGCGAUGGGCUGUGUGCUUUCUGGUCUAAACUGGUCACGGAGAGCUUCUUUGGCUGAGGUAGCACCUGAGCCUAUAUUGCCCACCCUCAACCUGACCCCUGACCAACAACUACUACUUGUGGAGUCAUGGCGGCUUAUACAGGAGGAUAUUGCUAAAGUUGGGGUUAUUAUGUUUAUCAGGCUGUUUGAGACUCAUCCAGAAUGUAAGGAUGUUUUUUUUCUGUUCCGUGAUGUGGACGAUUUACAGGCACUGAGAGCCAGCAAAAACAUGCGUGCCCAUGGUCUAAGAGUCUUAUCAUUUGUGGAAAAAAGUGUGGCCCGGAUAAAUCAUCCCAUGCGCCUACAGGAGUUGGUACUGGAACUUGGAAGAAGUCACUUCACAUACAACGCUCAGCCUAAGUAUUACCAGUAUGUGGGAGCGGAAUUUAUAGCUGCUGUACGUCCAAUUUUAAAAGAAAACUGGACAGUAGACGUGGAGGAGAGCUGGAAGAGUCUUUUUACAUAUAUCUGCCUACUAAUGGAGAAGGGGUAUCAGGAAGCAGAAAUGAAUAGCUUUAGUGGGAAAGCCAAAACACAGCAAGACCAGGCGGCUACAUCUGUGUAA
This is a messenger RNA of Bombina bombina (fire-bellied toad), 756 nucleotides long. Its product is annotated as neuroglobin-1-like. Gene Ontology annotation, molecular function: oxygen binding; heme binding. Lineage: Eukaryota; Metazoa; Chordata; Amphibia; Anura; Bombinatoridae. The transcript has 5 exons. The record is from RefSeq and is a predicted model, not a curated record. Bases 157 to 756 code for a protein of 199 amino acids.